GGCAGCAGCAUAUACGAAUCCUCAGCGCUUUUAUUCCCACUGCCAGUCGCAAACAGACCGUGUUGGAAUCAAGACGUGAUCACCACCCCACAUAUAUAUGUGCACAGUGAUACCGCGGUGUUCAAAAAAACAAUCAACCGAGCGACCGACCAACCGAUCGACCAACCAAUCGACCAAUCAACAAAUACAAUUGUUUUAGAAGAUUAAUUCCGAGCAUCGGCGAUCUAUAUACAAGCGGGUCAAGAGGUCUAGCCAGAUAGGAGGAAGCGGAGGCGGAGCAGCUCCAGCUCUCCAUAUCCCAUAGUCCAUAAGAUUCGAUACGAUCAACGGCAACCCAAACUAAGCGAUCUUGAAGUGUUGUGCGCGCGUGUGUCUUUAAUCUUUAAAUCCAAAAUAAAAACUAGUGGCAGUGUGGCUUUGCUUUGAAAUCCGAUGCCAGCGGUUCAUAGAAUAUAGAAAAUCCUGCUGGAAAACCGAGCUGCAAUGGAAACCCCCGCACACACGCAUAUGUGCGCCUAGUGGGUAAUUUCCCGAGUUCCCGAGUUUGUUUUCCGAGCUGCCUGCUCGAACAGUUGGCAAUCCGUCGCCCGAGCGAGUGCAACGUGUCCUGGCAUCGAUAAAUAAAUAAAAAUAAAUAUAUAAAGAAAAUCGGAAAACCGUGAUUUGUGAUUUGUGAUUUGUAAACUGUGAACCGAACAGAGAGCCACGUAAAAAGUGUUUUCCUUCGGCCAAAGAAUUGUUGUUGUGAAAUCGAAGCGAUUGAGUGAUUGAUUGAUCACUCAUCACAAAAUGACUUCCCUCGUGUACACCGUCUUUCAUUUGGCCUCGCUCCAGUGCUCAGUGCGUCCGGAGAUCUCGCCCUGCACCUGCGAAACGGGCAAGGCCUGGAACCAUGUGGAGCUCUCCUGCGAGAAACUGGAAUCCUUCAACGCCGUAGUGGACAGCCUGGCCAAUAAGCUCAAUGCCGACACGCAAAUCGACCUGAAAAUCACGCACUCCCAACUGGACGACCUGGAAAUGCGAUCAUUUACGGAUAUGAACUUCAACUUGUACAAGCUACGGAUGCAAUGGAACGGUCUAAGAUCGCUGCCCGAGGUGCCGUUCCGCGGGUUAUCGAAUGUCACCUACCUAAGCAUCGGCGACAACGAACUCGACGAGAUCCCGAAGCACGCCUUGAGCCACAUGCCGAGCCUGCUGACGCUGGACAUUGGGCGGUGCAACAUACGGGCGGUGCAGCAGGAGGACUUUCGGGGCAUCCAGCGGGUGACGAACCUGAUCCUGGUGAGCAACAUCAUCACGCGGCUGGACAGAGGCUCCUUUCCGCAGAGCCUGCUGAUCCUGCACCUGGGCAGAAACCAACUGGAGUCGCUGAAUGGAUCGCUGCACGACCUGGACAACCUGCAGUCGCUGUUCAUCAAUGCGAACAACAUCACAUCGCUGGACGGCGAACUGCCGGACGGCAGUCAGUUGCGCCUGCUGAUGGCCCACAACAACCGGCUGGAACGAUUGCCGGCCAACAUGGCCGGCAUGCACAGCCUGGAGACGAUGCACAUACAGUGCAACCAGCUGAGGUCCUUCGACCGUGUGCUCCGCAACGCCGUCAAUCUGUCCGAGGUCAUGGCCGAGAACAACGAGCUGGAGUAUUUGGCCCAGGACGAAUUCGGCUCGUGCUCCAAGGUGGAGACCCUGCAGAUGGGCUGCAAUCACAUCCGAUCGCUGAACUCCUCGCUGCUGCCCAUCCUCAAGCUGAAGACGGCCAACUUCUCCUUCAACGACAUUGAGGAGUUCUCCAUGGCGGAGCUGCACGGACUGCGCUCGCUGAAGACCCUCCAACUGUCCAGCAAUCGCAUCCAACGACUGCUUCCCGAUCCCCGGGGAGUGCAGGAUCUGAUGCUUGUCAAUCUGGACCUCGAUAACAACAGAAUCGAUUCCCUGAAUGGAGCUUUGGCCGGCCUGGGUAAUCUCCGGAUACUCAAUCUGGCCGGGAACCGAUUGGAGCACCUCCAGGUGGGCGAUUUUGAUGGCAUGAUCCGGCUGGAUAUACUCGACCUCACCGGCAACCAGCUGGCGGAGCUCAAGCCCUUGGAAAUGACCUUGUUGCCCAGCCUGAAGAUCCUCAAGGUGGCGUACAACAACAUUACCAAACUGGAGCAGGACUUCAAGGGUCUGCCCGUUCUGUGCCAGGCCAACCUGACCAACAACCAGAUCUCGACCAUUUCGAGCGAACUCGUCACCAACACGCGCUGCAAAAAUCACAAUGUUCCCGGCAAACUGGAGAUUCAUCUAGAUGACAAUCCCAUAAUGUGUGACGUGCGCCUGAACGAGCUGUGUCGUCUGAUGGCGGUCCAGGAGGCCCGAAUCCGGGGUCGAUCCCAGUGCUUCGAGAACGACCAGGAGGUGUGCACUGUGCUGCCAAUGCUGUACAAGGUGGACCUGCCCAUAAUGGUGACCAAUCUGAAGUUGGGCGGACGCGAGGAUGCCAAACCGGUGAUGCAGAUGCUCGUGCCGCAGCUGAUCAAGGCCAAUGAUGAGCUCCUGCCGCCGAUCAUUUCCACUCUUGGCAAUCCGGUGCUCAUUGGCACCACUCUGAUCAAUCCGGUGAUUUCGCCUCUGCCGGUACCGCUCCUGCUGACCACCACUCCGCCACCGCCACCUCUGCCACUUCCCCUUCCCGUGGAGCCGGAAGUGGAGAAGAAUGAAUCCACCACGGCCAAUCCUAUUACCACUAGCAGCACAGAGGAGUCCACAACCUCGACAACGACCACGACAAUGACCACGACGACGACCACAAGCGCCUCGACGACGACCACAGAGGCCAGCAGUCCGGUCAUCACGCCGACCGAGGUGAUAACCACCACUGCACCCACCACCACGACCACCAGCACCACGACGCCCAAACCCAAUGAAACGCUGCCCGUGAUUGUGGAGCUCCAGGAGCCCAAUCCGCCGGGCACUCCGCUCAACCAAACGGUUGUGGUGGACGGGGCCCAGGAUAAGGCAGAUGCUCUGGUGCCGCCGGCUGUUCAGGAUCCUCUGCAGCAGGAGCUGGAAAGGGAGAGUGAGAGGCAGAUGCAGAGGGAAAAGGAGAGAGAGAGGGAGAGGGAAAGGGAUCUGGAGCGGGAUCUGGACCACGAGGCGGUGGCCAAGACCGAGUACGAGACGGUCGAGUACAUCCCCAAUCUGGUGCAGCCGCCGCCGGUGGGCAGUGAGGCACUGACGCCGCCGCCCAGCAAGGCGAACGCCCUCGAGGAGGACUCCGAGUCCGUGCACUCGAACUCCGUGCAUGCGGAGUACCCGCAGAGCCUCCAGAUACCCGAGGAGCCGCCGGAGGAGUGAGGCCUCCGCUCCAGGGGGUUCUCGGGCUCAUCGGGCUCAUCGAGCUCCUCGGGGGAAGUCGCCCGAAAAACAAAACACAUUAUUCUACUGUAAAUCGCAGACGGACGGAGGAGGCGGAUUCGAUGGAGAUCGGAGCAGCGGAUCAGCGGAUCAGCGGAUUAGCGGAUUAGCGGAGCAGCAUGCAAACGGCGGAUCUGUAUGCCUUAAGUUAACUUAGUUCUUAUGCUUUAUUUAAGCCAUCGCUAAAUCGAACAGUUUGUCGGACCGAACGCUUUUUUGUUGAGUUUUUUUUCGUCGAUUUUCUUGCAAAACUCGAUCACGAUUUCUCGGGGGUUCAAUGACCCAGGAAACAGGACGAACGUACGAGGACAGUCUUAUGAUUUAAGCUUAUUUGUUGGGGGCUCAAUUUCGCGAUGUGUGUGUUUUGGCGUUGGCAGGCGGGCAUUUUUUGGGCUUUUUAAUUUUACGAAAUAUUUUUUGGGAAGCUUGCUAAAGUGUUUGUGUAUUUAUUACCACCUUAAUUUAAAGAAAAAAACCAAAUUAAGUUGAAAUUAAAAACAUCACUAUUGGGAAAGUUGAAAUACAUAGAAUGACAGAGAACAAAUGAAUUGAAAUUUAAACCCUUGUAAGAAUCGCAGAAAAUCCGUUAAAUUGAUAACCAAAAAAUAACCCGUAGAAACAGAAAGGUGGCGAUAUCGUAUAUGCAACUGCAUAUGCAAAUUAUCUAUAUUUAAUAACUGUAUACACGUAUGAACGUUGAAUAUCUACACGUAGGUACUUAGAGUUAAACGACAGCAAAAACAAAUCGCAUCGAGCUAAUGUUAAUAACGAAAAGCACUCACUCACAUACAAACACACAAAACCACAUACACAAACAAACACAAACCGUAGCCGUGCACAUGCACAAAUUGAAAAAAGAAUAAAAACAACA
Messenger RNA from Drosophila elegans, 4267 nucleotides. RefSeq names its product insulin-like growth factor-binding protein complex acid labile subunit (gene ltl). Bases 790 to 3336 code for a protein of 848 amino acids. The transcript is spliced from 4 exons. Gene Ontology annotation, molecular function: protein binding. The record is from RefSeq and is a predicted model, not a curated record. NCBI's taxonomy places the organism in Eukaryota, Metazoa, Arthropoda, Insecta, Diptera, Drosophilidae.